Magallana angulata is the source of this 1005-nucleotide messenger RNA. Its product is annotated as ankyrin-3-like. NCBI's taxonomy places the organism in Eukaryota, Metazoa, Mollusca, Bivalvia, Ostreida, Ostreidae. The annotation marks the transcript as partial. Gene Ontology annotation, molecular function: protein binding. The record is from RefSeq and is a predicted model, not a curated record. The transcript is spliced from 3 exons.
AUGGCGAAAGAUGAACACAGUUCUAAUUUGAAAAAUAAAGAUACUCUUGAUUUUGCAUCACAAUACAAAGCAAAUGAAGCAGAGUUAUGUGACACAGUUGAAUUUACUCCUCUUUACAAAGCUUGCGAAGAGGGAAAUUUUAUACAAGUCGCUCUGUUAUUAGGCGGAGGCGCAGACGUCAAUUUUUGUGAAACCAAUGGAUUAACUCCUCUAUGCAUCGCUUGUCAGAAGAAUAAAUAUGCUAUUGUAAAGUUAUUGUUGAACAAAGAAGCAGAUGUCAAUUUUAUGAAUAAGGAUGGAGAAAGCCCUCUCAACAUUGCUUGUAAACAACAACUCGGUAACAUUGUACGAUUGUUAUUGGAUAGAGGUGUAGAUGUGAAUUCUUUAUGUCAACCUAAUGUAUUCAGUCCUUUGCAAAAUGCUUGUGUAACCGGAAAUUCUUACAUAGUACAGAUUCUUUUGAGCAAAGGCGCAGACGUUAAUUUUACCAACACUAUUGGAAUCAAUCCUCUCAGCAUCGCAUGUAUUAAAGGACAUACUGAAGUGAUGAUGCUUCUGAUAGAAAACGGGGCCAACAUCAAUUCUUCUAACAAAAAUGAGAUUAACCCCCUUUUGUUUGCAUGUUUAAAUGGUCAGGUCAGAUCAACAGAAAUUCUUAUUGAAAAAGGUGCAGAUGUCAAUGUUUGUCAGAAAGUAGGACAUAUCUUGCUUCAGUCAACUUUCCAGUUUUUUAUUAGAACAUUAAAAAUGAUGUGGAAGCAGUUUUUUGUUACCAGCUUUGAGGAAACUUGUAAAGCGGAACAAGUUCAGGUUGUUAAUCUUCUACUUGAUUAUCAAGCAAACAUUAAUUUAACGGACAAAUAUGGUAAAAGCCCUCUCUUUCAAGCUUGUCUGUCUCGAAAUGACCGAAUAGUACAACUUUUACUGAACAGAGGUGCAAGAGUUAACUUACAACAUAAUAUGGGAUACACCCCGCUAUAUACUGCGUGCAUGACUGGAGAUGAC